AUGGAGGCUACAACCACCACAGAAACUCUCAAAUUGGAACGUCGAGGCUCUGCCCCGGUUAAGCGCAGAGUGAGCCGGGCAUGCGAUCAUUGCCACCGCAUGCGAACAAGAUGCAACGGCCAGGCCCCGUGUUCGCGAUGCAUAGAGCUCGAAUACGUCUGCCAGUAUAACCGUGAAAAGAAACGACGAGGAAAAGUCCCAAGGCACAUCCAAAAGCAGAGGGAAGAAGCCGCUGCUGGUGGCGGUAGUCCGCAGACCCCCAAUGGAAUGACUGGUUAUUUUGAGCGUCCUGGUGUCAUGACCGAAAUGGACGAGGAUGUCUGGUCGCAAUCAGAAGCAACGCCCGUCGUUCAGCAUUUCCCACAAGGCAAGGCCGGUUUGCCUACCGGUGACUGGCAGGCCAUGAACCCUGGCGCGACUUUCGACCCACCUGUAAACCACAUGAUGAUCGAUCCUCUGCUCCUCGGAUCUGGUGCUGCUUAUCCUUCUAUGCAUGCUGAGAUGCCUCGCGAAGAGUUGAUGUAUGCCAUGAAUGCUCUAGGCAUGCAUCUCAUCGGUCCCAAGGUUACUCCAGUGUCGAUUCCCUCCGAAUACGCCAACAUGAGCUACCCAAUGCAUUAUCAACAAACCGGAAGACAGUCAUCGCCGCACAGCUAUGGAUCCGCCGACACCGGGUCGCCACAGUCGGGAGUCAGCGUCAACUCUUCGCAGCAUGGUGGUGGCAUCAUGGUCGCCUGCAGGUACCCGGUCCUAAAGCCCCUUCUACCACACCUUGGCACCAUUAUGAACGUCUCCACCGCAUGCGAUUUACUCGAAUUCUACUUCCAAAGCUCCUCGUCCGUCUUCAUGGAACCACGCUCACCUUACAUUCUCGGCUCCGUAUUCAGGAAACGAAGCUUUCUCCGCCAGCACAAACCGAGAAAGUGCAGCCCGGCAUUGCUUUCCAGUAUGCUUUGGGUAGCCGCCCAAACAAGCGAAGCGAGUUACCUUACUUCUUCGCCCUCGGCAAGAGCUAUCAUUAGCCAGAAGAUGUGGAAUCUGACGGUGGAUCUACUGAGGCCUCUGGUUCAUUCGCCUUCCUCACAUGGAUUCGCCCCUGGACCUGGACUUUCAUCCGCCGCACAUGACGCUUUUGGAGUCGACCGAGCAAUAGGGCGGUACGACGGGAGAUCCGAUAGCGCCAUGGCACCCACCAGCACGCUAGACGAUGUGGCAACAUAUAUCAACCUGGGAGUUGUCACGUCCGCAAGCGAGUACAAGGCGGCUUCUUUGCGGUGGUGGAAUGCAGCAUGGUCAUUGGCGAGGGAGCUCAAGUUGGGCCGAGAGCUGCCGCCGGGCUCUGCCAAAGAGCGUGAGACAGCUGCUAUUGACGGAGAAAUUGAUGUGGGCAUGUCAGAUGGCUCCAGUGCGCAGGUGCCCGUCGGCACACCAUCUGCAGCACUGAUCGAGGAGAUGAAGGAGGAAAGACGCCGGCUAUGGUGGCUACUCUACAUGGUUGACAGGCAUCUUGGUCUCUGCUACAACCGCCCACUCGCCAUGUUGGACAAUGAGUGCGAAGACUUGUUCCAGCCCGUCCCAGACACGCUCUGGCAGGCGGGCGAGUUUUACACCGGACACCCCGGACCACGGAAACGCGGACUCAGUUUCCAAUGUACAUCGCAUGAUGUCUUUGGCUUCUUCCUGCCCCUGAUGACAAUCCUCGGAGACAUUGUAGAUUUGAACGCCCAGAAGAACCACCCAAGAUUUGGUCAGCGCACUUCCUGGGAAUUACACGAGGCUGAGAUUACGCGCCAACUGGAACGCUACGCUUACAGCAUCGAGGAGUUCAAGGCACAACAUGGCUGCGGUCCAAACGAGGAAGCGCAACCCAACGGCACCCCAGACCCAGUACGAGGCGAAUGGGUCCACCAAACGAGAAAAGUCGCCGCCUACGCCACUCAUAUCAUGUACGUACUGCAUAUCCUUUUGCACGGCAAAUGGGACCCCGUGGCACUACUCGAAGACGACAACAUGUGGAUAUGCUCGCAGUCCUUCCUCGCAGCGAGCUCCAACGCGAUCGCCGCCGCCCGUGCCGUCGAGCAGAUACUGGACGUCGAUCCAGACCUGUCAUUCAUGCCCUACCUCUUUGGCAUGUAUCUUUUACAAGGAAGUCUCAUCCUACUUCUCUUGGCCGACAAGCUCUCGACCGAGACCAAUGACAGCGUGAUUCGGGCCUGCGAAACAAUUGUCCGCGCCCACGAAGCUGCCGUCGUGACGCUCAACACGGAGUAUCAGAGAAACUUCCGCAAAGUGAUGAUAUCGACACUAGCGCAAAUCAAGGGCCACGGCCACGCAAGAGAAAUGACACCGGCGAAGCGACGAGAGGUACUAUCCUUGUACCGAUGGACGAGUCUGGGGAACGGUUUGGCGAUCUGA
Molecule: messenger RNA, 2415 nt
Organism: Pyrenophora tritici-repentis Pt-1C-BFP
Lineage: Eukaryota; Fungi; Ascomycota; Dothideomycetes; Pleosporales; Pleosporaceae
Source: RefSeq, a predicted model, not a curated record